GCCACAUGCUGCACGUGUUUUGUGUUUUACUGCGUGUGUUAUUUUUAAUGUGAUUAAAAAUCGUGUGUAAAUAAAGAAAAAUGAUUGGACAAACCUUACGAUUAGUAACAUGUUCUCCCACAAAAGUUCGUUUCAUGGAACACUUCUUAAGAUUGUCGUGUCCGAAUUCGAAGAAUGUUAGAAGUAUCCACAUAACCUCACCUAUUUUGAGAGAAUUUCGAUCGGAGAAUAAGAAAGUAAGAGCCAGCAACGAGAAAAGCCGAAACCUAUCCGUAGAAGGAGAAGAUACGAUUGAAAUUAAUUAUGCAUCUAGUCCACAAAAAUUAUAUCCUGAUGCUUUAACGCCGUUUAUGAUUUUUGAUGGUGUACCAUAUAAAGACUUACAUAUUCUAAAUAUAAAGGCAACACGAAAUAAUACCAUAAUGUCUGUUACUGAUUCUAAGGGACUUGGAAUGUUUUUACAUACAUGUGGUAUGGAAGGCUUCAAAAAUGCCAAAAAAGGUACUAACAUUGCUGCGCAACAGGCUGCCAUUACACUUGGGACACGUAUUCUUGACAAAGGUAUAAAAACAAUUAGGGUAAGGGUACAAGGUAUCGGACCUGGUAGAUUGGCUGCCAUAAAAGGAUUACAUCUUACAGGAUUAAGUAUUGUUUCUAUCACAGAUGACACUAGAGUAUCAUGGAAUCCUUUAAGAGCUAGGAAACCAAGAAGAAUAUAAUAUGUAGAAUGUAUUAUAAAAAAC
Messenger RNA from Colletes gigas, 743 nucleotides. It is a transcript of the gene mRpS11, whose product is annotated as 28S ribosomal protein S11, mitochondrial. Gene Ontology annotation, biological process: translation; ribosomal small subunit assembly; maturation of SSU-rRNA from tricistronic rRNA transcript (SSU-rRNA, 5.8S rRNA, LSU-rRNA). Gene Ontology annotation, cellular component: mitochondrial small ribosomal subunit; ribosome. Lineage: Eukaryota; Metazoa; Arthropoda; Insecta; Hymenoptera; Colletidae. Gene Ontology annotation, molecular function: mRNA 5'-UTR binding; small ribosomal subunit rRNA binding; structural constituent of ribosome. The coding region runs from base 81 to 719 and encodes 212 amino acids. The transcript has 5 exons. The record is from RefSeq and is a predicted model, not a curated record.